AUGAUUGACAUCCGUGCUUCGUUUACUUGGAGCACAGUUCCACUCGGCAAGCGCCUCCCCAAUCCGGAUCGAACGCAAAAUCGCAAGAAACGGAAGACUCGCGAUGUUGAUGAUGUCAGAGAGCCCGAUCGACAGCGCUUGCGCCUUGACACAGAAAUCCGAGGCGUCCGCAUCAAGCCUGCUGUUCGCUUGGUAGGCAGGGACGUGGACUUGCACGUCGUCAACGGGGGCCAUGAACGAGAGUUUAAUGGGGCAGGUGACAAUGAGGAAGGUGAACGCACGGCUAACGAGCGAGCCGCCAAAAUUUACGAGCAAUUGUUCCUUGACCUCAUCGAGGAGGCGCCUAACCGGAAAUCUGCGCAGCGUGGAUCAUACCUCACGAUCCCUGUCGACAUGCGCUGCGAGCUGGCGCGGCCAGAGCUUUUACAGACCGCGGAACUUCCAUUCGAACUAGCUCAAUACUGUGUCUGCACCCCAGAGCAGUGGGAUAUGCACUUCAAUCGCCUUUUCCCCAAAUCUUACGACGAAGCUGCUAGCAGUCCUGGUCGUCAAAACUAUGGGAAAUGUACAUACUACAGCGAUUAUCUUGCUCUUGCUCGUGUCAUAUCAGGCAACGCCCUCGCCAAGACCAGGUGGGCACUAAGGGUCGAGUUCGAUAAGCUCGUGUGGGUGCCAUACACUCAAUCGGACCGCAUCUGGUCGACCAAAAACAUUAACACAUCCACAUGGAGGGCGCUUCCUUCUGGGAAGAAAGGAGGCCCAUUGAUUGGCAUUAACCCGAGGCGCGCCCGGGAACGGGUCACCCUGCGGGCGUUUGAUCAGCCUCGUGAGGGCGACCAGCUUGCGGCAGACUCUGAGGGGGAGAUGGAGGAUUGA
Molecule: messenger RNA, 876 nt
Organism: Suillus subalutaceus
Lineage: Eukaryota; Fungi; Basidiomycota; Agaricomycetes; Boletales; Suillaceae
Exons: 1
Coding region: 1-876 (291 amino acids)
Source: RefSeq, a predicted model, not a curated record